Hydra vulgaris (swiftwater hydra) is the source of this 795-nucleotide messenger RNA. NCBI's taxonomy places the organism in Eukaryota, Metazoa, Cnidaria, Hydrozoa, Anthoathecata, Hydridae. The record is from RefSeq and is a predicted model, not a curated record.
AUGCGGUUUGCAGCAGUUGGUAGUAAACACAUGGUUCCUUUAAAUAAGACUUCUUUAUGUCUAGAUUUCACGGCCAUCUUGAUCGGUUGUUUUGUAACUCAAGCUUCAAUAUUUUUGUAUUUGUUGGCAUCCGAAGAAACUUGUGACUUGGGACCAUCAGGUUAUGUUUUAAUCAUGCCAAAACUACAAGCCCGACCCAGAUGGCAAAAGAUACAAAUAAAUAAAUAUGGAGGUAUCGGAAAAUGCUCUCCAAGCGUUAGAAAAGGUAUGAGCUAUAGAAAAGCUGCGGACAAAUUUGGUAUUCCGAAGAUUGUCAUUUACAGACAUAUGAAGAAUGACAGCUUGAAACCCCAAGGUGGUCAAACUGCACUUAGUCUUAAAGUUGAACAAAUUAUUUUAGAAAAAUAAUUUAGCUUGUGACUUGUUCAAGGCAUACUUGGAUAAAAGGGGGCAGACUGUAACCAGGUUUAAUAAUAAUAUGCUUGGAGACGAGUUUGCGAAAUCAUUUUUGCAUCGUCAUCGGAAUGAAUCGUCGGUGAGGAUGUGCCAAAACAUAAAGAGAUCGCGUGUAGGUGUAAAUGCGGAAGAAAUCAAUGAUUAUUUCUAUCAUCUGGAAGCUUCAUUGCAAGGUGUACCUCCACAAAAUAUUGUUAACUACGAUGAGACCAAUCUGUGCGAUGAUCCCGGACGGAAAAAGGUCAUAACAAAACAUGUGACUAAAUAUCCUGACCGCGUACUAAACCACAGCAAGUCUGCCACAUCAAUAAUGUACGCGACAGCUGCUGAUGGCAAAGU